UUUAUGCAAAUCUCUGACAAAACCAAAUUGCAUAACUUUCUCUCCAAAAGCUCCUUUGUCCCACAUCAUUAUUUUCCCACUAAAGGCCAUGGUUGCCUCAGGCUGCCUAUAAUUUGAUAAAUCCACCAAAAGGCUCGCCACUCGGAGAGCUGCACUUUCUUCUCUUUUACUAGGAUUCGUUUCUUCAGCUCGUGGAAGGAUGGAGACAUUUGUGUUCUUAUUCUCAUUCACUGCUUUGGGCGUCCUUUAUGCCAUGAACGUCACCCCUGAGUUCCAAGAGCCUUACGUGAUCCUGGAGAUUGGUGUGGCGGUGCUGGUCGUAGUGUUCCUUUUCUAUUUCCUCAUCACCCGCGGCAACCCACCCAAAGACCUCUUGUUUUUCGUUUUUGCAGAGUUUUGCUUCACCUGUGUCAUUGACCUGGUCAGUGCCUUGGAGUAUGAUGGGAUAAUCUCCGGGUUCAUGGAGUUCUACCAGAAAACUGGUGAACCCUAUCUGGGAACGUCCUAUGCAAUUAUGAUGUGUUACUGGGACGGUAUUGCACACUUUAUCAUGUACUUGAUGAUGAUCAGCCGGAUAACAGACAGGAAGGCUUACCGCACCGUUGGCUUGUUCUGGGCUGGCUCUCUGUGUGCCAACAUGAGCGUGUUUAUUUCAGGCAUUGUGUCAGGAAAGUAUGGCACUGAGAUUCGUCCAGCAUUUUGGCUCAACUUCCUGUUUCUCUUGAUGCCCAUUUGGGGAGCGGUGUCUCUGUUCACUCGACCCCUGGACAGACCACUCAUUGGCGGAUAUAAUGCCCAGCAGGCACAGUCUAUGAAGCUGAUCUGGCGCCCCCAAGACCUCCUUCUAGUGGUGCUUCUGUUGGCAGCGAUUGCAUUUACCAUUCUACGGGGUUUGGUGGCUCUGGAUGCCCCUCUGGAAUUCUGCUCCAUUUACCUGCGGCAAUAUGAGCCCUACCUCAAGGACCCUGUGGGCUUCCCCAGAGUUAUGAUGCUGCAUCAGUUCUUCUAUGGGCUGCCUCUGCUGGGUGCGUUUCUUUACGGCCUGCUUAAGCCUGGCUGCACCUGGAUGUCAGACUGGACCUUAUUCUUCGCUGGAGCCAUGAUCCAGUGCCAGUGGGCUCAUAUUGGGGGGUCCCUCCACCCGCGCACUUCUGCUCCCUUCCGUAUCCCGAGUGAUGCUCUUUGCCUGGUCCUGACAGCUAAUGUGCUCUAUGCUCUCACUCCCAUCCUGGUGGCCUUGAGGGUGCGGAGUAACCCUUAUUUCUUCCUGAAGAUCGCCCCCUUCCCUGGACAGUCAGGUCUGCCCAACAGUGAAGAGAAAGACACCAAAUAUAAAGAGAAAUGAUAAAUAUAUUGUGAAGUUUCAAAAUAAAACAAAAUGA
This is a messenger RNA of Periophthalmus magnuspinnatus, 1382 nucleotides long. It is a transcript of the gene tm6sf2b, whose product is annotated as transmembrane 6 superfamily member 2b. NCBI's taxonomy places the organism in Eukaryota, Metazoa, Chordata, Actinopteri, Gobiiformes, Gobiidae. The transcript has 11 exons. The coding region runs from base 200 to 1345 and encodes 381 amino acids. Gene Ontology annotation, cellular component: endoplasmic reticulum-Golgi intermediate compartment membrane; endoplasmic reticulum membrane. The record is from RefSeq and is a predicted model, not a curated record. Gene Ontology annotation, biological process: lipid homeostasis; regulation of lipid metabolic process.